AUGACAUUGAUUUUACGCAGAUCAGCUACUAACUCAGAAGCCUUCGACACCGAGCUUGCCAAACGGAGUCAGGAUAUCAUCAAUAACAUGAACGUCGACUUCGAGCAGUUGCAGGUACUGUGUGAAUUAGGCACCGAGAUUAAAAAGAUGCGACUGCACAGCAUUACUUACACCGCUGUCAACGACUGGUUCGAUGAGAUUGACGAAAAUGUGCAGUGCCUGUUUGGCAAGGGCCCCUUUCGUGAGACCUGCAUGUUUAAUUUUCUUGCCGUAAAUAAGGCCAAAUUCUUCCAAAGCAACCACAAGAUAGAGCGCGACCUGUGGUAA
Molecule: messenger RNA, 327 nt
Organism: Dibothriocephalus latus
Lineage: Eukaryota; Metazoa; Platyhelminthes; Cestoda; Diphyllobothriidea; Diphyllobothriidae
Source: the annotation of a GenBank genome assembly